Messenger RNA from Trichophyton benhamiae CBS 112371, 1599 nucleotides. RefSeq lists its product as uncharacterized. Gene Ontology annotation, molecular function: protein kinase activity; ATP binding. The transcript has 4 exons. The record is from RefSeq and is a predicted model, not a curated record. Lineage: Eukaryota; Fungi; Ascomycota; Eurotiomycetes; Onygenales; Arthrodermataceae. Gene Ontology annotation, biological process: protein phosphorylation. Bases 1 to 1599 code for a protein of 532 amino acids.
AUGUCCUCUCCCGCUCCCGCUCCCGUCCUCAAGACUCCGGUGCCUGGCGCACAUCGCAACCACAAGCUCCCAUCCCUCACAUUGGGCAUACCGCCGUCUCCCAAUGCCAAACCGGUCAACCAGACGGGCGUGGCAGCCCCGGCUCCGGCACCGGUACCGGCCCUCGCCAUCAACGUUCCCCAGAAGCCCGCCAGCAGAGCACCCCCAAAGCUGAGACUGGCCACCCCCAUGGGCGCCACGGGCGGCGGCAACAAGCCUGCGUUCCAGGAUGCCAACGCUCUGCACAACGGCCGCCCCAUUCCACAACACUACAAUUCAACAGGCUCGUCAGACAGCAACAGCAACGGCCAGAAUAAUAAUGUACACUCGCGGUCGGGGAGCUUUACCGGCGGCCCUGACGCCAGGGGUAGCGGACCUCCCACCUCGGCCAGCUCGUCCACUUACUCUGCUCCUUCCUUUGCAUAUGGCCUUCCCCAGCCCUAUGGUUCGACUCCCGAUCCUUCUUCGGCCAUCAGCUCUGUGUACUCGGAUCUAGGCGAUGGCUCGGCCAUGGAGAGAGAAAACAGUGUCAACGGCCUGACGGACCUGGACAAGCUCAGUCAGGAACUUGGACGGCCUCUGGACGUAGAAGAUCUGGAUGAUGAGCGGUGGUUGGCUGCCAGUGAACAGGGCAAGAUCAUCGAGCUCGGCAGCCUCGGUGAGGGUGCCGGUGGAGCUGUCACUCGAUGUCUGCUCAAGGGAGGAAAGACCGUUUUUGCCCUAAAGAUCAUCACAACCGACCCGAAUCCAGAUGUCAAGAAACAGAUUGUUCGAGAACUUAAUUUCAACAAGGGAUGUGCUUCAGACUACAUAUGCAGAUACUAUGGUGCAUUCGUCGACCGGUCAAGUAGCUCGAUAUCCAUCAUCAUGGAACUAUGCGAAGGCGGCAGUCUGGACAGCAUAUACAGAGAAGUUAAGAAACUUGGCGGUCGAACCGGAGAGAAGGUGCUCGGAAAGGUUGCCGAGGGCGUCUUGAACGGUCUGACAUACCUGCACGGCCGAAAGAUCAUCCACAGAGAUAUAAAACCUUCGAAUAUCCUUCUCUGCCGCAACGGCCAAGUCAAACUUUGUGACUUUGGUGUAAGCGGCGAAUUCGGGACCAAGGGCGAUGCAAACACUUUUAUUGGCACAUCCUACUACAUGGCCCCUGAGAGAAUCACUGGACAGUCCUACACCAUCACCUCCGACGUCUGGUCCCUCGGAGUUACACUGCUUGAAGUUGCACAGCACCGAUUCCCCUUCCCCGCCGACGGGACAGAGAUCCAGCCUAGAUCUGUCCUCAUUGACCUUCUCACUUACAUCAUCCAUCAGCCCAUCCCAAAACUCAAGGACGAGCCUCACAACGGCAUCCACUGGAGUGACAACUUUAAAUACUUCAUCGAGUGCUGUAUCACAGCUAACAUGUCUGUUCAGCUUGGAGAAAGACCAUCCCCGACGAGCCACGCCCUGGCGAAUGCUAGAACACCCAUGGAUGCUCGAAAUAAAGAACAAGAAAGUGAAUAUGGCGCACUUCCUGAAGCAAGUAUGGGGCUGGAACGAUUAGAAUUCCCACACAACUAA